AUGUACUUUAAACAACUAAAGUUUUCUUUACAGUCUCACUCCGCUGAAAACCUCUCGGUCGGAGACACGUUACGCGUUGUUUUUUCGGCUAGAAACAAACAAGGGAACAUAAUAACCAAUACAGGGGACUAUUUCCGGGCGUCCAUUUUUAAUCUCAAAACUAAGUCUGGUGCAGUUGGGAUUAUCACGGACCACAAAAAUGGUACGUACACGGCAACCUUUAAACUGUUGUGGCCGGGAGAGGUGAACAUUAUUGUCAAACUUGUUCACCCACGUCAGGCUAUAGAAGUCAUAGAGAGAACCGUUUGGGAGCAUCCUGUAGAUAAGAUAAUGUUCCUGAAACGGUACCUCAUCGGUAAGGCUAAAGUCGACACCAGGUGUAACGUAGACCCGGCCGUGUUGAACAACAACACCCCGGUGUGUAACUACUCCGACUCGCAGGCAGGAGUCAGGUGGUACUGUGAGAAAGCCGCCAACAUCUUCUGUAACACAUCCGGGUACCACGGCAGGCUUCCAACGACUGUCAAGCUGCUGAGAAAAGGAGAGGAAAAACUGUUUGGCAGGCAUGUAUUUUAUCAUUGUUCUGCAAGGAUGACAUCGACAGGGUUGGACCCAUUGGUCAAUCGCACGCGGUGCAUGCCGGGACUUCCAACCCCACAGAUUUCCGGAUUUUAUGACGGAAACGUCUGGAACUCACUAGUCUGUCAUAACAGGCACUUCUCCAACCAAUCAGAAUGGAGGGCAUGUCUGAGGGGAAAGACCCUGCAUUUCAUGGGAGACUCCACCAUACGACAGUGGUACGAACAUUUGGUGAAGCUCCUAAAGCUUUCCGACAGACCACUUUCGGACGCCAUCCACCAGACUGGACCUCUGCUUGCCCGUGACACAGUAAACAACAUAACGGUAAAAUAUCGUUCGCACGGACCGCCUCUUCGUUGCGCAUGGACCCGGACCUUCCACCUACAGUACGUUGCCAACGUCAUUGAUGAAAUCGAAGGAGGGCCAAACGAUAUUGUUGGAAUCUCUGUCUGGGCUCACUUCACCACGUACCCUGUGGACAUGUACAGAGAGAGGAUGGAGGCCAUCCGAGCUGCGAUUCAACGGCUGCAUCAGAGGAGUCCCCAGACCCUCGUGGUCAUCAAGUCUGCCAACACACGGACGGGGAAAGAGCUUCUAGCAGGAGACUGGCUGGCGUACCAGCUGGACUUGGUGAUGAGAGAGAUGUUUGAGGGGAUGAACGUUGUUCUGGUAGAUGCCUGGGAAAUGACAACAGCACAACAAUGGCACGGGGACGCCAUCCACCCUACCAGUGACAUCGUCAUACAAGAACUGGAAUACCUGUGUUCGUUUCUUUGUCCUCUGUGAUUCUCUG
Molecule: messenger RNA, 1372 nt
Organism: Branchiostoma belcheri (Belcher's lancelet)
Lineage: Eukaryota; Metazoa; Chordata; Leptocardii; Amphioxiformes; Branchiostomatidae
Product: NXPE family member 3-like
Exons: 2
Coding region: 1-1365 (454 amino acids)
Source: RefSeq, a predicted model, not a curated record